UUAAUCGCAGUUAUCGUCGCAACCCGUUCCCCCCUCUCCCCCCACUCAAACCCUUUGAGCGUGUGUUGAUGCUAGUCCCCUUCCAUUUUUAGGGUUUUUGUUCCCUCCCCGGAGCGAACAAAACCCUAAUAAAUGGUCGAUUCCUCUCCCAAGGGCUUCCCCCGCGGUUUCCGUUUUAGGGGUUUUGUCGCCGAAGGUUUUAGGAUCUUGAUGAGAGUAAAUUUGAGUCCCUUCUCUUGUUUUGAGUAAUCAAACCGAUAAUGGUUGAGGCGAAGGGCGAAACGAGCGGUGGCCUCCAAUUCGCUUGGGGCGCGAAGAAAGGGCGCGGAGGCACGAAGAAGAACGUGCAAUUCUACUACUCGUUCACGUUCGAUAAUGUGGAGUACUGGUUGUAUGAUUCUGUGUAUCUUUUCGAUGAGGGCGAUCCCGAGCCGCACAUCGGGAAGAUUGCGAAGAUAUGGGAGCAUUCGGACGGCAGGAAGAGAGUUAAGAUCCUGUGGUUUUUCCAGCCCGGUGAGAUCAAGGCUUACUUGGGAGAUAAUGUGCCGCAGGAGAAGGAGAUCUUUUUGGCUUGCGGAGAAGGCGACGGCCUCGCCGAUGUCAAUCCGCUGGAAACAUUAGCUGGCAAAUGCUGUGUAGUUUGCACUUCAAAGGACGAGAGAAAUCCACAACCUUCUCAAAAUGACUUGGCAAUGGCUGACUACAUAUACUAUCGUUUGUUUGAUGUUGGGAGCUUGACAGUAUCUGAAAAAUUUCCAGAUAAAAUAGCUGAUGUUGAAGUCAAAGAUAUAUUAAGUCGGGUAGAAGAUUUGACACAGAGUUCAGCUUCUAGACUGGAAGUGAAUGGAAUUGAUGAAAAUGGAAUGGUUGGUUGUGCUCCAGUUUUGAAUUCAUCCUCCAGGUCUGACUUGAGAGUGCUGGAUAACAGAUUAGUUGGUGAUUACUCUGGUGGUAUUGUUAAUUCAGCAACGAGGGAUAAUGAUCGAGACAGUAAAAGUCUGAGAGAAGGUGAAAGCCUUCCAGAUGGCAAGGCUUCUACUCAAACAGGAACUCAAUCUGCAAAAGACAAGGUGGAAUUACUUAAUUCUGUUAGUAAUCAUGUUGAAGCGAAUUUCAAAUCUGCUAAAAGUAAAGCUGGUUCAAGUUUAUUAUCUGACAAACCUUCCAAGAAAAUGAGAUUGUCUGAUGGUUCUUCGACUCCACGGGAAAAUAUACAAAAUGGAGCUGGUGCAAAGAAGUCAAUUGCCGGAUCUGAUGGUCGUGAUGCAUCUGUUAGAGAUUCUCCGCAGUUGCAAAGAAUACCUUCUGAUAAAAAGAAGUUAACUUUUGGUUCUGAUGGUGAUGAUGCAUCUGUUAGAGAUUCUCCAAGGCUACAAAGAAUACCUUCUGAUAAGAAGAAGCUUGCUGAGAAUAAAUCUAAAAAUUUGGAUGAAUCUGUUCAGAAAGCAGCUCCUGCUAGUUCUGAAAAUGAAAAGGAAGCGACAUAUCAAACUGUGGAAGUGACCCGAAGGCCCGAUACUGAUAGAAGCAAAUGGUUCAAGGGACUUACUUGGGAGGUUCUAAUGGAGAAGGCUGAAACUGAACAAACGCUUGUAUAUAUUCAGAAUUUGGAUCCAUCCUACACAUCAUCUGAUGUGGUGGAUAUCAUCUAUAAUGCUUUGAACUUGUCGUGCAAGGCAAGGGUAGUAAAUCACCCCACUUUUGGAAAUCCUAAUUAUGGACAAGCAUAUGCCAUUUUCAAAUCAAGGGAUGCUGCUGAUAAGGCAGUUUCAACCAUUAACUCGGGGUGUUUAAUGCUUCCGGAUGGAAGGCCCCUUUUCUGCAGUAAAGGCAUGCUACAGAUUCCUAAACCAUUGCCUACUUUUACUGGUCAUUUACAAAUCGAUAAAAUCAAGUUACAAAUGCAACGCGAGGAAAUGAAGAAAGCUGUUUCAACCUCACACUGCUCGCAGCCCAACACAAUCGAGUAUGACAUGGCUAUGGAGUGGAUUCUUGCACAAGAAAAGGCCACAAGAUGCCUCAGGGAGUUGCAUAAGCGGCAUUAUGAAGAGCGGAAGCAAUUUCUGAAGAGACUCAAUAAAAAAUGAUCAACUGUUUAGGUUACCGACCUUUGUCCUACAAUUAGCGAGGAGUAACUUUUUGUGAGGAUAUCGAGCGAGCACGCAUGCGAAGUGAUGCUUGUUUUUGGCUGUGGAACACAGAUUCGAAAGCUGGUUUAGAAUCAAGGAGAUGACUUAUUUUGGGGUAAAUCGAUCUUCGUCUCGGGUCGUCUGCUCGCUCUAUUCUUCUAUUUUGUAACAAGGAAGAAUGGACUGUGAGAUUAAAUCCGAUCGUCGUGGGUGCUCGGUACUAACUUGCCUUCUGUAAAUGCUUAGAUCCUGUUAGUUUUUUAGGGCGAAAUUCUCGUGUAUAUCACUAUAUUUAGCUAGUAAACUAUAGUGGCUAAAAUUCGUCAUAUUUGCAUUUGCACUAACAUAUGAAGGUUGCAGAUUUCAACA
Ananas comosus (pineapple) is the source of this 2498-nucleotide messenger RNA. Its product is annotated as protein ANTI-SILENCING 1-like. The transcript is spliced from 12 exons. NCBI's taxonomy places the organism in Eukaryota, Viridiplantae, Streptophyta, Magnoliopsida, Poales, Bromeliaceae. The record is from RefSeq and is a predicted model, not a curated record. Bases 261 to 2087 code for a protein of 608 amino acids. Gene Ontology annotation, molecular function: RNA binding; chromatin binding.